Molecule: messenger RNA, 866 nt
Organism: Boeremia exigua
Lineage: Eukaryota; Fungi; Ascomycota; Dothideomycetes; Pleosporales; Didymellaceae
Exons: 3
Coding region: 87-668 (193 amino acids)
Source: RefSeq, a predicted model, not a curated record
CUACACUUGUUCCUUGUCGCAACCACUGCGUAAACAACAACAACUAUCUUCAGUGAUAUUUUGGUUCUUUUAACAAGACAAACGUAAUGGAUGCACAGACUCAAGAAAGUUAUACGGCUGGCACCGAAGUAGACAUCACAAACAAUCCAACCGCUCAAAAGCUACUCCAACGGUGUCAAUACUUCCUUGCGGAAGUUCAGAACUUGACUCCUGGCAAGAAUCUUGAAGCCCAUUUGAACACGCACUAUGGACCUGGAAACGCCCUUUAUGAGGACCUCUGUAGUCUUACACGCCAGGGUCUAAAGGAAGGUUGGAUUGCCAAUGUUGAAGUUUCUGGAAAGAACUACCGGCGCUCAAAGAUAGCACUACCCAAGGAAGAAACGCGAUUUUUCUCAAUCACGACGGUGUACAUGAACUCACAGGAUGUGUUCUCAGGACAGUAUCAUUCGCAUCCGUAUGGCGAGAUCAACUGUGUGGUUCAAAUAGACUCGACCGCAGAGUUGAAAGGCAUGACGAAUUGGCAAGGUGCAGGGUGGACAAGUCCGAGUGCGGGAACGCAUCACUACCCACAGGUCCGCGGGGGUGCAUUGAUAGCGUUGUUCUUCCUUCCAGCCGGUAGGAUAAGCUACAACGUUGAUACAGCCGAUGCUCAGCCGGCGGACCUGUGAAUAGUCUUGUGAAUUACCACGAUUCAUGGCGUUUACGAGAUUGUAACGCGAAUGCGUGGAUGCAGACGUUCAAGUUUCCAAAGCGCCUAGCAAGAAGGCACCAGUAUAAACUCAGAGCACCUGAGAGUGACGCAAGAUUUUAAGGAUGCUUACGUCUCGAUGACAGAGUCUGUGGGGAGACAGAUCACCUUGCUCGAA